CAGGUGACCGGCAGCCAGCCAAUGAGAGGCCGCAUUUUCAGAGCUUCACCCCGUGAUUCUGAAGAAUGUGAAUCUGGCUUCUCUUUCACUAAUCAUCUCAUUUGGAGACGUUUUAUAGCGACGACUUCAAUCAAAAACAAUACAUCGGAUGAAUGUGACCAGCGUGUUUCGAUAUGACUGACAGGUGAAUCAGUCGGUUCCGUUUUUCAGAAACAGGAAAUAUUUCGCUGCUUAAGGCUUAAGGGGUUGCAAACAUAUCGUACCCACAAAUGACUGAUGCCCCAUCAAAGACAUGCUGUAACUGGGACAUCACGGUGCAGGGGACGGUUUCACCAUGAAGGGCUCCAGCUCCAGAUUGGCCUUCUCCCUGGGCUUCUUGGUGGGGGCCUACAGCAUCUACUUCUUCCUGCGCCAGGUGUGGUUUGAGAGGAGCUACCCCGUGCUGUCAGAGGCUCAGGAAAAAGCCACAGCGGUGUCGGAGAUACCAACCAGCUGGAGGAAGGAGGGAGCUGCUCUCAUAAACCUGCUCCACCCUCACCAUGCAGAUGAAGACAGCCGGGUGGCAGAUGGGUUGUACCAGAAGGUACGUGUUCUCUGCUGGGUGAUGACGGGGCCGUAUAACCUGCAGAGCAGGGCCCGACAUGUCAGGGCCACCUGGAGUCGCCACUGCAACGUGGUGGUGUUCAUGAGCUCUGAGGAUGACCCAGACUUCCCCACUGUGGGCCUGGGCACUAAGGAGGGCCGUGACCAGCUCUACUGGAAGACCAUUCGAGCCUUCCAUUAUGUCUACGAGCACCAUGCGAGUGAAGCAGAUUGGUUCUUAAAAGCAGACGAUGACACCUAUGUGGUGGUGGACAACCUGCGCUGGAUUCUGUCCAACCACACCCCUGAAGAGCCCAUCUACUUCGGCAAACGCUUCAAGCCCUACACCAAGCAAGGCUACAUGAGUGGAGGGGCAGGCUACGUGCUUAGCAAAGAGGCCCUCAAGAGAUUUGUGGAAGGUUUUCGGACCAAAGUUUGCUCACACACCACACCUGUGGAGGACUUGGCGCUGGGGCAGUGUUUGGAGAAGAUGGGCGUUCUGGCCGGGGACUCCAGAGAUACUUUGCAUCGAGAAACUUUCCAUCCGUUUGUGCCAGAGCACCAUCUAACUGGCAAGUUCUCCAAGAGCUUCUGGUACUGGAGCUAUUGUUACUACCCAAUUGUUGAGGGUCCGCAGUGCUGCUCUGACCUGGCGGUAUCUUUCCAUUAUGUAGAAGCAGAGCUGAUGUACAUACUGGAGUACUACACUUAUCACCUGAGAGCGUACGGCUACAGGCCACGCUACCAGCCCUCCUUACGCCGGGGUCUGAGCCUCGGCCCACUCUUGCAGACAGCCGUGACGGCGGGACUUAAAGGGGUUCAGGAGGUGACAGAUGGAAGGAGUCACACAACUUCAGCCUUCUCUGUUAGUGGAAACCAUACUAAAGCAGAGAUGGAGCCAGAGAAAGAGGGGAAAGACGAUCUAAUCACCCGCAUCACUGAGAACAGGACUGCAGUCACUCAAGGCAGGCACCGCUGAUACUGUGUUUCAGAUGGGUUUGAUUCCCCUGCACAGUAUGUCGGCUAAUGUUUAGGUCUUCCUUGAUUCUAUCGCAGUAUAAUUCCUGCCAGUAUGACUCUGUCAGCACUCACAGUGAGAGUGGUUAAUAUUUGUAGCAGCUCUGUUUGACUUGGCUGUUUAUAACCAAGGUAAACUUUUGGUUUUAUUACGCUUGACAUAAUCAGCAUUUUAGUUCAUGAAUUUAAAAAUGUUACACAGUCACAGAUAUGUGCUUGGAGUGAUGCAGAAGGAGGCACAUAGAAUAUUAUUUUACUUUAACGAGUCUGAGCCGAUUCUUUUCGUUUUUAGAGCAGAGCAACACAUAGCAGUGUCUGUCACAAUUUAUAUAACGCAACAAAUAUUUAGCCUCUCUUUUUUUACAGCCUCUUUGCUUGUUUGUGUUUUUUAAAAUGUUUUGUUUGCAACAUGCAACAUUUGAUUUUAGAUUUUUUUUGCCUUUGUGUUGCAUUUGUUUAAUAGUUAAAGCAGACCCUAAGUCCACAGCCAGCAGUGUUUGUUUCAGUAAGGAAAGCAGCAACUGUGCUGUUAAAAAUAUAUUUUCUUUUUACCUUUUCAAGUGAUAUGACAUGCUAUGAUGUAGAAGUUUGUACUUGAACCCCCCCUGUACUUCUUAUUGAGAACAAUGUAGCUUCUGAUGGUCACAGCAUAAUACAAAACAACAAUGAAA
Molecule: messenger RNA, 2270 nt
Organism: Cottoperca gobio
Lineage: Eukaryota; Metazoa; Chordata; Actinopteri; Perciformes; Bovichtidae
Gene: c1galt1la
Product: core 1 synthase, glycoprotein-N-acetylgalactosamine 3-beta-galactosyltransferase 1, like a
Exons: 4
Coding region: 335-1561 (408 amino acids)
Cellular component (GO): membrane
Molecular function (GO): N-acetylgalactosaminide beta-1,3-galactosyltransferase activity
Source: RefSeq, a predicted model, not a curated record